CCGCAUAUCUAUGACCGUAUUCAAUUGUUGAAAUAAGUACGUUAAAUAUUAACUUUGGUAUCUGCAGCCUAACCAAUGUUUCAAUGGCCCAAUACAGUAAAUUUAAGAUAUAAAUAUGCCGACCGGUAGAGUUAUUUCCCUCCCAAACUAUGGAAAAGUUAAGUGUGGUAAAAUAACUAAGGCUGAAUCAUGUUCUGUUGAAGUGGAAAAUUAUUUUGGCAUUCCAUUUGCCAAGCCUCCUAUUGGAAAACUUCGGUUUUCGGCUCCUCAAAGAGCAGAGCCAUGGGCAGGCAUACUUUGCGAAAAAAGCGUCAAGAAAAUUCCUCUUCAAUCUGUUGGAAGUCUGAAUUUGUCCUCAAAUUUUCGAAUCAGCAAAAAUAUUUUCUCACAGAAAAAUGCAACUGAGGAUUGCUUGUAUUUGAGCAUAUAUGCUCCUUCUAUUAGGAAAUCACACCCCUUGCCGGUGAUGGUUUGGUUUUAUGGUGGCUCUUUUCAAAUGGGUCCAUCUGUGAAAUUUGAUGCUACAGCACUUGCAGCGAUGAAUGAAGUUAUUGUUGUUGUCCCAAACUACAGGGUUGGUAUAUUUGGAUUCCUCUCUCUGGGCCAUGAAACAGAAUGUAAAGGAAACAUGGGACUUCUGGACCAGUUGGAAUCAUUAAAGUGGGUAAAGGAAAACAUUGAAUAUUUUGGUGGAGACAAAAACAAUGUAACAAUCUUUGGUGAAAGUGCUGGUGGCAUUUCAGUUCAUAUGCACAUGAUGUCUCCAUUAUCUGCAGGUUAUUUCCACAAAGCCAUCAGCCAUAGUGGGACUGCCAACAUGCCAGGGGUUUAUUUUAGUGACCAACAACGAAUCGUAACUAAACUUCUUGAAUCACUUAAUAUAAAAGAAACUGAUCCAUCAUUAGUUCUCCACCAACUUCAAAAUCUUCCAGCAGAUCAGCUUGUGGAUUAUAAUGCAGUGCAGUUCCGCUUUGGCUGGUACCCGACAUUUGACAACCACUUUUUCAAAACUUCACCUGAAAUGGCAACUGUGGCCAAAGUACCUUUUCUGUUGGGUUGUAACAGCGAUGAAGGUGGAUGGUUAAUGGCGUUAACUACUCCUAAUUUUAUUAGUGGACUUUCAAAGCAGGAGUUUUCCCACUAUGCCAGGAUUUUACUUAGAAAAUAUGACAAGACCAUUGACUACAAUAAAGCAUUACCAGUACUUAUAAUGAGGUACAGCAGGGGUUUAGAUGUGAAAGACAAGAUGUAUUAUUCCAAUCUGUAUGGAAGAAUGAUGGGUGAUUGUAUUUUCGUCAACAGGAUUAUUCAGACAUCCCAAGCAAAUUCAGAUAAAGGUGUAGACACGUUCUUAUAUUUCAUGAGCCAUCCACCACUUCAUAAGCAUGGUGAUGGCUACGGUCCGCUUAUAGCUAGAUUGCCUGAUCAUAUCGGAACAGACCAUGCAGAUGAUAUUCCGUUUACAUUCGGGUUACCAUUUUUACCCAAUAGUUUGAAAAGUGGGUACAGGUUUAGUGCUGAUGAAGCAAAACUGAGCAAAAACAUGAUGACUUUUUUUACCAACUUUGCAAAAACUGGAAACCCAAACAAGCCUCUUCCAUUAGAAACGGAAUGGCCAUUGUACAAUUCUGAGUCAAGAAAACAUGUUGAGUUUACAGUACCAUCAAUAAAAGUCGGUUCCAAUCUUGGGCAAGAUAAAUUGCAUCUGUACAAUAAGAAACUUGCAAAAUUGUAAUGCAUUGCAUUUUUUGCGUCAGGUUAGCACUUAAUUUAAAAUUGACGUGUUCCUAAUCGUGUUUAUUUUUAAUUGUUUAAAGUUUACUGUUGAUAAUAUUGUAAUAAUAAAAAAAACUUUUCUUUGAUUAAGGAAUUUACCUGGAAAUUGAAAAUGCUUAAAUGAUAUUAUCGACAAGAGUAGUAUUUGUAAUCAAUAUUUUCACACUGGCAUCGUAGUCACUGACAGUUCCUGUACUAUACUGACAUCGUUAGCGUGGAAGAAAGUGGUAACGUCAGAACAUCGCCCACCUCUCGAAUUGCCACCAAUCGACGAUAGUGUAGAACUUUAGACCAAAGUUAGUAUAGACCGGUGUG
Ciona intestinalis (vase tunicate) is the source of this 2091-nucleotide messenger RNA. Lineage: Eukaryota; Metazoa; Chordata; Ascidiacea; Phlebobranchia; Cionidae. The record is from RefSeq and is a predicted model, not a curated record.